Molecule: messenger RNA, 2677 nt
Organism: Saccostrea cuccullata (small rock oyster)
Lineage: Eukaryota; Metazoa; Mollusca; Bivalvia; Ostreida; Ostreidae
Exons: 2
Coding region: 384-1430 (348 amino acids)
Source: RefSeq, a predicted model, not a curated record
GCAUUAUUGUCAAAUAAUAGCAUUUAUGUAAUCAUGUGUUUUAUGGUACCAGGUUUUUGUUUUCUUAAAAUCAAAACAUAUCAUAUGUAUGUGUAUUUGGCGUCUAUCGGGGAAUUAGCCAAACCUGUGUACAUUAACCAAUCAGAAGCGUGUAUUUUCUUGUGUCUCAGAUUAGCGCCACUUCACUGAUUUAGAGGGAAAACAAAAACACGUUAAAUUUUUCUACUUAAGAAAUCAAGAAAUCACCAUGUUUUCCUUUGGAAUUGUAAGAUUCCUAUAGUAGACCAUCAGUAAAUAGCUUUAUCUGGAUUCUAGUAGACCUAGACAGUGAAGAGUCAUGCCUAGGAAAAAGACUUCCAAACAGACAGACGGCCAGGGUAUGGAUGCGCCAUCCGCAAAACGUCGGAAGCCAAAUCAAGCUUCGGGGGCCACAAAAGCAGACCAAGUCCCCAUUGACUAUCAAAAACUUGCCGCAGAGAUCCUACGGCAACAAAGUUUGCACCAACCUCAGUCGACUGGUGAAGAAAAAAACCAGGAACAGACCUCUGCAUCAACGACAAUAUCACAGGUUAAUACAACAGCUUCAAUAUCAUCAUAGCCUGCUACAUGGGUCACAAGCUUCUACAGCAGGGUCACAAGCGUCUACAUCAGCGACACAAGAUGCUACCUCAGGGUCACAAGCUGACACAACAGCAACAGUGUCACAACUGGUAUCUAGGAUAUUUGAAGGUGAGCCAGCAGGCACAGCACCCAAUAAAAACACAAGUAAUUACAUAUCAAUCACUGAUGGCAUUCCUCUUGGUGCAACCGUACCUAACAAAAUUAAGUCAAAAAUAUGGUCAAAUGAAUUUAUAGAUUUGCGUAGUCUCUUGACGCACCAAGAGGAAGACCCAGUGACCUUACUGAUCACACCAGGGGUAAUAAAUUUGCAACAUAGUCAAAAGUCUAAAACACCUCUGUCCAUCAACCAAUGGACAGAUGCCUUUCUGGUUUUUACGUGUAUCGUUAUACAACAGAAACCCACUGAGGCUCCCCACCUGCUUAAGUACAUGUCAUUCAUAAGGGAGCUACAAAAACUUCAUGGGGAUUCAGCGUGGCGAUCAUACGAUGAGUCUUUCAGGAAGUUAAGGGAGACAGUAAACCUUCCAUGGCAAAAGCCAGUGGAGGAACUACGUGGUAAAUCAUUAGCUGUUUCCACAAAACAAUCUAAUGGGCAGCCUUUUCGUGGGAAACAGGUGGGGAGAAUCGGUGGGGUCAGAUUCUGCUUCGCCUAUAACCAAGGUAACAAAUGUAAGUCAACCCCCUGUCCAUUCACCCACAUUUGCCAAGCCUGUAGAGGUAAUCACCCCAAAAUUAAAUGUAAAUCUACAGAAAAAUCUGAACAUGAUAGGACCUCUCCCAACCCCAGUAAAGGCAAACAAACUAAAUGACCAUUUAAGGGGUUACGAUGACCAAUUGAGAGAUUAUUUGGUAAAAGGUUUCAGUUUCGGAUUUUCCCUGGGAUGUGAAAACACUCCUACAGCGUCUUUGUCAAAAAACCAUAAAUCAGCUCAAAAUCACCCAGAAAUCAUACAAGAUCACAUACAAAAGGGCCUUGAGCUCCAUCGUAUAGCAGGACCUUUCCCAAACCCUCCUUUCGACCCAUUUGUGUCAUCCCCUUUAGGUGUCAUACCAGAAUCAGAACCAGGAAAAUUUCGUAUUAUUCAUGAUCUUUCUUAUCCAAAAACAAAUUCUAUUAACACCCAUAUUCCAAAAGAAAAUUCAGAAGUUCAUUAUGACUCAAUUGAUUGGAUUAUAAAUUUAGUGCAAACUCAUGGCCUUCGGUGCCUGAUGGCAAAGACCGAUAUUGAAGAUGCAUUCCGAAUCAUUCCAAUUUGCCCAGAAGAUUAUCAUUUACUAGGGUUUUCUUGGCAAGGAAAAUAUUACUUUGACAAAUGUCUCCAAAUGGGGGCAAGUAGUUCUUGCCAGAUAUUUGAAAAAUUCAGUGUAGCUCUACAGUGGAUACUACAGUCAAAAUUCGGGGCUGGUGGAAUGUCACAUAUUUUGGAUGACUUCUUCUUUAUUGGACCUGCGAACUCUGAAAGCUGUAAGAAUGACUUAACAAAUUUCCUCUUUCUGUGCAAAAAUAUUGGUGUCCCUAUCAAAAUGUCAAAGACACAGACUCCAACUACAAAAAUUAUAAUCUAUGGUAUUGAAAUUGAUUCCGACAAAAUGGAAGCACGGCUACCAGCGGACAAAAUUAACAAGAUUAAAAUGCAUUUGGUAGAACUUUUACAAAAAGAUCAAACUACAUUACGUGAACUUCAAUCUCUGAUUGGUUUACUCAAUUUUGCGUGCUCAGUAGUGGUUCCAGGGCGUGCUUUUCUCCGACGCAUGAUUGAUCUAACUUAUGGAGUAACUGAACCUGCAUCACACAUUCACUUAACUAGGGAAACAAAAGCAGAUAUGGAAACAUGGCUGUCUUGCAUAAGCUGCUUUAACGGGAAGUCAGUUUUUCUUCCUCAAAAGUGGUUGUCCACAGAUCACCUUACCCUUUACACAGAUGCAUCAGGGUCAUUGGGCUUUGCGGCGAUUUUAGGUAAUGAGUGGUUUGCAUCUCACUGGGACUUUUUACAAAAUGAUUGUCAAAUAGCAGUCAAAGAGUUAUUUCCCAUUGUACUAGCUAUAGAAAUAUGGG